AUGGCUGAUGACUACCAGGCUGUUUUCCUGACCGACUCUAGCUGUUCCCCGCCAACCGAAAAGCUGGAGCUGCCGUCGAUUUCGCAGGUCCACACCAGAGGUCCUGCCGAUCUUCCUUGGUAUAACCACCACGCCGCGGAGAGACCGCUGUUGUCUGGUGAUAAACUCCCCGCGCUGAGUUUACCGACAGCCUCGCAGCCGCCUGUCUCGGCCCAGUCCUACCGGACGAGCUGGGAAGACCCCGGUUCCAACAACGUGAGCGCACGCACAAGCCUGUCAGGAUCCGCGCCUGUCGUCAACGAACCCCGAAGCCCGCCGCCGUGUGCCGAUCUCUCGGCUGGUGGUCAGGGCCGACUCUCCUUGGAUUCCUCCGCGCCGCAGGAGUACGCCAUCUCGCAAACCCCCGUCGGUGACAGCUACUAUCCGAACCCGACCCCGCUCGGCAGCAUGAACCAAACGCAGCCCUACAUGGAUGUUCACUCGUCACAUCUGUCGUCCGCCCAGGCGUACGGGUCGCAGGCCGCCACCGCCGGUGGCAUGCCGCACUAUCAUCAGUACCACCAGCAACCGUCGGUGCUGCAGCCGGCCUCGACCACCUACGGACCGGCCAGUUCAUACACGCAGUAUGCCUACCCGCAUAGUGUGGCCUCGUCUCAACCGGGUCCCCCGAGCUCCAUGAGCAGCCAGGUUCCCCCUCAAUUACUCCCUCUUCCGGGAGUCGCAAGCCACGCGGUGGCACCGCCUGGUUACCCAAGCCACUCGGGCCCUCCGAUUCAAGGCUAUGUCACCGACACCACAGGCCAGGGGGCUCCCCCGGGGGCCAAGCCGCGCGUGACGGCCACCCUGUGGGAAGAUGAAGGCAGUCUCUGCUAUCAGGUGGAGGCCAAGGGUGUCUGUGUUGCCCGACGUGAAGACAACCAUAUGAUCAACGGCACCAAGCUGCUCAACGUCGCCGGCAUGACGAGAGGCCGUCGGGAUGGGAUCCUGAAGAGCGAGAAGAUCCGUCAUGUUGUCAAGAUCGGGCCGAUGCACCUCAAGGGGGUGUGGAUCCCGUUCGAACGGGCGCUGGAAUUCGCCAACAAGGAGAAGAUCACCGACCUGUUGUAUCCGUUGUUCGUUCACAACAUCGGCGGGCUUCUCUACCACCCGACGAACCAGACGCGCACGAACCUGGUGGUGCAAGAAUCACAGCAGCGACGGUUGGAAGGGCCAGCCGCCCGGGCUUCCCAGGGCCCCCAGCCGCCGUUGCACCAUCAUCACUCGCUUCAAACCCCCGUUCCGUCUCACAUGCCGCAGCCUCACACCGUUUCCUCUCAGCACGGCGGUCGCCCAUCGCUGGACCGUGGCCACACCGUCCUUACACCCCCCGCCAGUGCCUCGGGCGUUAUUGGCCUUCCGAACCAAGGGAGCUCUUACGAAUGGGGCAACCAGGGCAUGAAUUCCGGCGUCCCCCACUCCCAGCCGUUGUCCAUCGAUACGACGCUCAGCAACGGCCGGUCUAUCUCCACGCCGGCGACCACCCCGCCGGGGUCGAACCUGGGGGGCAUGCCGUCCUUCCAGGGCCAGCCCGGGUAUGACAGCGCCAAAUCGUACUACUCCGCGGCGCCCCCGUCCCACGCCCAGUAUGCUCCGCACCAGCCCAUUGCCCAGCCGGCGAUGUCUCCCUAUGGCCAGAUGCCCAGCGGGUACCUCAAGAACGACAUGGGCCCGCCGUCGGGCCGUGCCUCGGGCGGACAGCCGGAACCAGAGCCGGCUGAUGUCAAGCCCGAGCGGUACUCGCAGACCAACGGGCACAUCGGCGGGGAACCGGUCCCCGAGCACGAAUCCGACUACGUCCAGCAGGACAAUUCGGGCUACCACGCCAGCCGGGGGUCGUACACGUACACCACGAACCCAUCCCUGGGCAGCCUGACGGGCGACCACCCCCAAAUGACUCCGGAAUUGACCGGCUCCCCGUCGCAGCAGAACGGCUCGGGGCGGAUGACUCCUAGGACUAGCGGAGCUCCUCCGCAGUGGGCGUCGGGCUACAAUACGCCUCCUCGGCCAGCGGCAGCCAGCAGCCUGUAUAACAUCGUCAGCGACACCCGAGGAACCUCAGCCAAUGGAACUUCCCUCGACAACUACUCGGUCGCCUCCAAUCCCGCACCAAGCUAUUCCACGGGACUCAACACCUCUUUGGGAUCGAACAAGCGGAUGCGCGAAGACGACGAUGUCGACCGCAUCCCGCGACCGGACAGCCGUGGCACCGAGUACGACGGCAAGCGCCGGAAGACGAUCACCGAGUCGCCGGUCGGUGGUCCCGUCGGCAGCCUUCCCCCAGGAUUGCAACCCAUGAAAGCGGGAGGUGUGAUGUCUCGCCGGAGAUAG
Aspergillus campestris IBT 28561 is the source of this 2367-nucleotide messenger RNA. Its product is annotated as apses-domain-containing protein. The record is from RefSeq and is a predicted model, not a curated record. Gene Ontology annotation, molecular function: sequence-specific DNA binding; DNA-binding transcription factor activity. Gene Ontology annotation, biological process: positive regulation of transcription by RNA polymerase II. NCBI's taxonomy places the organism in Eukaryota, Fungi, Ascomycota, Eurotiomycetes, Eurotiales, Aspergillaceae. Bases 1 to 2367 code for a protein of 788 amino acids. The transcript has 4 exons. Gene Ontology annotation, cellular component: nucleus.